GCGGGUUGUGCCCGCUCCCCGCCCGCGGCCGGGCAACCUGCGGGCCAUGCUGCGCGGGGCGGCGGCGGCGGCCGCCCGGCGGUGCGGGCUCGGCCCCGGUGCCGGUGCCGGCCGGGGGCAGGCGGGAGCGCGGCGGUGCUCGGGCGCUGCGCGGCGGCGGCAGUGGGCGCCUCCGGCGGGGUGCAACAGCGGGAUCGUGGCUUACAACAGCCGGAGCCGGAGCAAGGAGCCGCUCGUGCUGGCCACGGAAGGAGUGGCGACCUGGUACAGCUGUGGGCCAACGGUGUAUGACCAUGCACACCUCGGGCACGCCUGCUCCUAUGUUAGGUUUGAUAUAAUUCGAAGGAUAAUGACAAGGUUUUUUGGAAUUGAAGUUAUCAUGGUGAUGGGGAUCACAGACAUAGAUGACAAGAUAAUAAAAAGAGCCAAUGAGAUGAAUAUAUCACCAGUAGCUCUUGCUCGUAUUUAUGAAGAAGACUUUAAACAAGAUAUGGCUGCCUUAAAGGUCCUUCCUCCUACAGUAUAUAUGAGGGUGACUGACAAUAUUCCUCAAAUAAUUUCCUUUAUAAAAACAAUAAUUUCCAGUGGACAAGCUUAUGCAACCUCGCAAGGCAAUGUUUAUUUUGAUGUUAAUUCCUGGGGAAAAAGAUACGGAGUGUUAACUGCUAUUAACCCUGAUACCCAAGAUGAAGCAGCUGAUUCUGACAAACGACAUGGUAAAGAUUUUGCCCUGUGGAAGGCUGCCAAGCCUCAAGAGCUAUCUUGGAAUUCUCCCUGGGGAAAAGGACGACCUGGAUGGCACAUCGAAUGUUCCACAAUAUCAAGUGCAGUGUUUGGAAAGCAGCUGGACAUCCAUACUGGGGGAAUAGAUCUUGCAUUUCCUCAUCAUGAAAAUGAAAUUGCACAGUGUGAGGUGUAUCAUCAGUGUGAGCAGUGGGGGAAUUACUUUCUGCAUUCUGGGCACUUGCAUGUUAAAGGAAGUGAAGAAAAAAUGUCAAAGUCAUUAAAAAACUACAUAACAAUUAAGGAUUUCCUGAAGAGAUGUUCGUCAGAUCAGUUCAGAAUGUUUUGUUUGCGUGGCAGAUACAGCUCAGCAGUAGAAUUUAGUGAGGAGAGCAUGGAAGAUGCAAAGAACCUUCUUCAGGCAAUCUCCUCAUUUAUUAGAGAUGCAAAUGCUUAUAUAAAAGGACAGCUGGUGUGUGACCCUGUUAGAGAAGACAUAUUGUGGGAAAGGCUAGCCAACACAAAAGUAACCGUGAAGGCUGCGUUUGCAGAUGACUUUGACACCUCCAGGGCUGUUGCAGCAAUUAUGGACCUCAUUCACCAUGGCAACAGACAGCUUAAGGCUGUUACUAAGGAUGCUGGAUCUCCUAGAAGCUCUGUUGUGUAUGGAAGCAUUAUUUCCUAUAUUGAAGGCUUUUUCAGUGCCCUUGGGAUGUCCUUUGAGGAAAGACAGGCGGCUGUGGGAGGAGACAAGUCUGCAGUGCUCUCCAAUGUCAUUGAAGAGCUGGUGAGGUUCCGCUCCAAGGUCCGGCAUUACGCGCUGGCUCUGCCUGAAGCAGCGGACGCUGCGCCAGUGGAGGGUGCUGCAGGAGCCCAGGGAUCCAAACAGGAGCAGAAGGAAAAGAGGAAGCAGUUAAUGCAGGAGAGAAAGCCCCUCUUGGAGGCUUGUGACAGUCUGCGUGGAGACCUUGCUGCCUUUGGAAUCCACAUCAAGGACAGAGCUGCUGUUUCAACCUGGGAAAUUGUGGAAGGAGGGCAGACAGAGAAGCAGACUGAGAAAAAAAGCUGAUCCUUCAUCCUUGGACUUGUUUUUUAUUUCAGCUACUUCAGCAACUGUUGUAAAUACUAAUUCUUUCAAAAUAAAAUCUGUUGAACAGAA
This is a messenger RNA of Agelaius phoeniceus (red-winged blackbird), 1882 nucleotides long. It is a transcript of the gene CARS2, whose product is annotated as cysteinyl-tRNA synthetase 2, mitochondrial. The record is from RefSeq and is a predicted model, not a curated record. Gene Ontology annotation, biological process: cysteinyl-tRNA aminoacylation. Gene Ontology annotation, molecular function: cysteine-tRNA ligase activity; ATP binding. NCBI's taxonomy places the organism in Eukaryota, Metazoa, Chordata, Aves, Passeriformes, Icteridae. Gene Ontology annotation, cellular component: cytoplasm.